UUUUCUUCUCUUUCUGGUUAGGCUUGCAAAUUUGCGUAUACGUCAGUUGAUAUUGAUGUCGAUCUGUUGUACCGCAUUCUCCUUGCCCUCCCACUUUUCUGUCAGUUGCCACUUUUACUUUGAGGCCAACCUCGAAGAAUUAUCGAGGAUUGUGACUAAGAUGUCAGUUGAUCCUCGUUCCUCGAUCGUCUUAGUUCAGUAUUAAUCCAGUAUUUAGUGAAACAGUAUAUUAAUAAAGGUGUGUGCACUCGUUGUUUACGAAUUGCAAAAUUUCAUUAAACAUGACGUAAUAUAUAUAACGUGAACAUACACGUCAGAGAAUUCGAAAAUAUUUUCCCUCGCGAUUGUUGCGUAAAUGUUCUCUGUUCGUAUAGUUCAAAGUGUUAAUUAAAUAUAAAUAUAUCUUUUUCCUUAAUCUUUCUUAGAAUAUAGGUGUCCGUUUUGUUUCGUAAUUAAUAUUAUUUUCGAUUUCGGGUCGCGUAAUAAUAAAAUGGUAUAUUGGCUACCGAGGAAACGUUUUGUGAAAAGUCUCUGGAAUUAAAUUUGAUCAAAGAAAGAGGAUUUGCAACGAGAAAAUAUACUAUAAACAACCAAUAAUCACUAACAAUCAUGAUGUCGAGUUAUCUACUAUUAGCAGCGAUAGUGCCAUUCGCCAUCCUUGAGAUAUGGUAUACGGGAAUAUAUUUAAUUUGGACUAUGAAGGCAUCUGCACUGAUAUAUCUCAUUAUAUUUGGGCUUCUGCCUGUAAUUUUUCAUUAUUCCUAUAGCAUUCAAAAGAAGAUACUCUUCUUAAAUUUUGUGCAAUGGCCACUUAAAGUGGAGUUUUCUGAUCCAAAAUCAAUUGGAAUGGAAGGUGCUAGGAAUUUUUAUUUACAUACUGAUCAACAAGUAAAAAUAGGUGUAUGGCAGAUAUUACCACGGUCUUUAUUAAAUAAUUCCAUUCCUGCAACAGAUGAAGCUUACGAAGGAGUUUUAAAUAAUUCCACACAACCUGUGUUCCUAUACAUGCAUGGAAACAGCGGUAAUAGAGCAAGUCUGCAUAGGCUCGAGCUUUAUAAGCUUUUCCAAGAUUUGGAUUAUCAUGUUAUAUGUUUUGAUUAUAGAAGCUACGGCGAUAGUGAUGUGGUUGAACUUUCUGAAGAGGGUGUAGUUAUGGAUAGUAAAUAUGUUUUUGAAUGGGUUAUGAAAAAAGUUAAUGGUUCAGCUCCGGUUUUUGUUUGGGGUCACUCUUUAGGAACUGGAGUCUCUGCGCAUGUAUUAGCUCUACUGGCAGCUGAAAAUAUACAACCAGCUGCAUUGUUUCUGGAAGCUCCAUUUAACAAUAUAGCAGAUGAAUUAACAGAACAUCCAUUUUCACAGUUAUUUAAACAUUUACCAUGGUUUCAUUGGUUGAUUGUUGAGCCAUUUUAUAAGAACAAUCUACGAUUUGAGACCGAUAAACAUAUUGCCAAGAUUGAAUGUCCUAUUAUGAUAUUACAUGCCGAAGAUGAUGGUGUCAUUCCAAUAUUUUUGGCAGAGAAGCUUUAUAAAGCGGCAAUAAAUAGUCAUGGAAAUAAUACAGAUCAUGUUCAAAUGAUAAAAAUAGAUUCAUCCUAUGGACUUGGACAUAAAUAUAUCUGUAGAUAUAAGAAAUUACCUAGUAUAAUUAGGACAUUCGUCGCUAAAGCAAACGGAAAUCAGACUGAAUAAUUCACCUAGACUAGAAAGUUGGAAUUGAAAAUUCCAACAAGUGUGUCUUAAUGUCAUAAUUUCUUAAAAAUUAUUUGAUUUAUGAACAGUUACACGUUUUCACGAUCAAAUGUUCUAGAACAAAUAAGUAUCUGAAAAGAACACAAAUUUAAAUGAAGAACAAACUAAAAAUUUUAUGAAUGCUUUUUUUAUUUGAAAACUUCAAUUUUUCUGCCAUUAAAAAAAUAUUCAUCUAAAAUUUAAUAUUUAAUAUUUUAGAGUAUUAAUGUCCAAUGUAUGAGAUUUACGAUGUCAAACAAGAUUUAGUGCAUUCAGUUUAUUAUAUUCACUGCAUAAAAUUGAUUUGAAUUUAUUAAAUAUGUAAAACUUAUUUAUAAAUUAUAUUUAAUUUAAAAACAAUAUAUAAUUAUAUGUGAUAUAUAUACGACAUUAUAUAAGACAUUAAUUCUUAGAGAAUUAGUAUCUAGUGUAUAAUGACAUUUUUAUAUGUCAUGAACAAAUAUAUUUAAAAAUAUGACUUGUCUAGUAACUGGAAAUAUAUUAAUACCAAAUACUGUGAUAACUGAGAUAUACUUUAAUAGAAAUUAUUAAUUUCAGUAAUUAAUUCGUAUGUGACACAGUUUAUAUAUAACAUAUUUAGCAUUCUUGAAAUUAUGGUAUUACUAUUUUUGCUUUAUAUAAUCUUGUUUAUAGCAAUGUAUAAUUUUAAACGUCACAUAAGAAGCGCUUUUAUGUUCAUUUCCAUAUUGAUACUAUUAAUUGUUGAUAUAUAAAUAUGCAAAAUAUAUGUAGAAUGUGUAUGUGUGUGUCGCAUAUGCAUGUGCGAAUUUGAUUUUUAUAUGUAAUAUAUAUUAUCUAU
Messenger RNA from Cataglyphis hispanica, 2548 nucleotides. RefSeq names its product lysophosphatidylserine lipase ABHD12. Bases 610 to 1689 code for a protein of 359 amino acids. Gene Ontology annotation, molecular function: phosphatidylcholine lysophospholipase A1 activity; monoacylglycerol lipase activity. The record is from RefSeq and is a predicted model, not a curated record. NCBI's taxonomy places the organism in Eukaryota, Metazoa, Arthropoda, Insecta, Hymenoptera, Formicidae. Gene Ontology annotation, cellular component: endoplasmic reticulum membrane. The transcript is spliced from 10 exons. Gene Ontology annotation, biological process: monoacylglycerol catabolic process; phosphatidylserine catabolic process.